ACAUGCUCAUUGUACAUGGGCGUGCAUGCGUGUAUGUUGUCCCGUUCACAUUUCGUAAUGUAAAAGCUUGCCAGUGAGUGUUUGUGGAGCAAGGCGUCGCCCAGUUUACCGAGGGGCUUGUGUGCACUCCGUUGACUCGGGUUCUUAAUUAUUGUGUAACUGUUCAACAAGUGAUAAAAACGCCGGAUGCCACCUCCUUCGACGCACAAGACACACAGAAAGUGACCUGCCGCACACGCUAGUAUAAUUUUGUCUGACAAGUUUCUCGGGAAUAACGCGAAAUAAAAAGACCACAUGUUACACAUCAGGACGGCAGCGGCAACUCCCCAUUACUGUUCCCGGGAUUCCAAGUGCAAGUUAACCCAAUGGGGAUCUUUUAUAAAGUGUGCAUUCUACUGACAGUGCUCCAUUCUACAGUCUCUCAAGAUUCAGAAGCUCCAGUCAUAUCAAACUGUCCCAGUGAUAUUACUGCUUCAGCAUCCAUCGGCCAGUCAGCAGUUGUUGUUAGUUGGGAUCCGCCAUCAGCAACUGAUAAUUCAGGAUCUGUGACACUUUCCAGUAAUGCCAAUCCUGGAGAUCUUUUCUCUAUUGGAAAUUCAACAGUUACGUACACUGCCACAGACCCAUCUUCAAAUAGUGCUACUUGCCAGUUUAUUAUCACUGUUCAAGAUGCAGUUGCAACGACAGCUGAAAUUACUACACAGGAGGAUGCCUCUCCAACAGAGCAAACAACUACAUUUCAAACAACUGAGGCAUCAACAGCGAAGGUAACAACAGUAUCUGCCACAACAGUGGCCCAACAAACAACUUUGAAUGAUGAAACAACACAAUUACCAACAAGUGUAAAAAGCACAACAGAGACUACAACUCCAGAUCACAUUAUAACUACAGCAGCACUGACAGCAAGUGAUGAAACCACCACUACAGUAAAAACAACAACAUCAACAACAACAGUUGGAGGCUCCACUACAGCUGAGGUAACAACUAAUCCAACUGCAGGUGUGACACCCACAGAAACACAGACAACUAGCAUUGACGCCACCACUGCAGCUGCGGCAACAACGGAAGAUGGCAACACUUCACCAGCUCAUACCACCACCACUGAAGCAACCCCUACAGUUGCAGCAACAACAUCAGCACAGACAACUACUGUUGAAGCCACUUCUACAGUUGGAGCCACAACAAUGGCUUCAGAUACCACUACAGUUGAGACAACAACCUCUUCUUCAGUGGACACAACUGCUGCAGAUGUGACAACCACAGCAGAACAGACAUCCAUUGCUGAGGCCACUUCUACUGCUGCAGUCACAACAGCAGGUGCAGGUACUACCACAGCUGAGGGAACAACUAGUCCUGUGGUGGAUACAACUGUUGUGGAUGCGGUAACAACAGAGGCACAGACAUCUUCUGUUGUAGACAGAACAAUCUCAGCAGAUACCACAACAGCUGAGGGAACAACUUCUUCUUCAGUGGACACAACUGCUGCAGAUGUGACAACCACAGCAGAACAGACAUCCAUUGCUGAGGCCACUUCUACAGCUGCAGUCACAACAGCAGGUACAAAUACCACCACGGCUGAUGUAAGAACUAGUCCUGUUGUGGAUACAGCCACUACAGAUGUGACGACCAGAGCAGCACAAACAACCACUGCUGAAGCUUCUUCUACGACAGGACCCCUUACCAGUACAGCAGGUGUAUAUACUACAGCUGAGGGAACAACCGCUUCAGUCGAGAAAACAACCACUGUUGAAGCAAUUACAACAGUUUCCACAACAACAAUGGCUGUUGAUACCACUAAAGAGAAUGUAACAACUACUCCUGUUGUGGAUACAACUUCUGCUGGUUUGGAAACCACAUCAGCACAGACAAAUAGUGUUGUAGCCACUGCUACAGUUCGAGCCACAACAAUGACAGCAGAGGUAACAACUAGUUCUUUAGUGGAAACAACUACUGCAGAUGUAACCACAGCAGAACAGACAAAUAGGGUUGAAGUCACUACUACAGUCGGAGUUACAACAACUAAAAUUGAACCAGCAAGCACUGCCUCAGGUGUUUUCAGUACCUCAGGUGCAGAUACCACCACAGCUGAGGUAACAACUAGUCCUGUUGUGGAUACAACUACCGAAGAUGUGACAACCAGAGCAACACAAACAACUAGUCCUGCAGAAACUACAAUUGAACCAGCAACCACAGUCUCGGGUGUUUUCAGCACCUCAGGAUGA
Messenger RNA from Patiria miniata (bat star), 2222 nucleotides. Its product is annotated as mucin-22-like. Lineage: Eukaryota; Metazoa; Echinodermata; Asteroidea; Valvatida; Asterinidae. Bases 366 to 2222 code for a protein of 618 amino acids. The record is from RefSeq and is a predicted model, not a curated record. The transcript is spliced from 8 exons.